Messenger RNA from Triticum dicoccoides, 1167 nucleotides. Its product is annotated as phytosulfokine receptor 2-like. Gene Ontology annotation, molecular function: protein binding. The record is from RefSeq and is a predicted model, not a curated record. The transcript has a single exon. The coding region runs from base 38 to 904 and encodes 288 amino acids. Lineage: Eukaryota; Viridiplantae; Streptophyta; Magnoliopsida; Poales; Poaceae.
UCUGUUUGUGGAUACAUAGCAUACCACAGCUUAAUCCAUGGCGAAAUGCUGGCUAGUGCUCCUCUGCUUGGUGUUCCUCCUGCCGGCGACGAGCGCGACGUCGUGCCACGCCGACGACCUCUGCACUCUGCGGGACUUUGCCCGGAACCUCACCGGCGGUGGCGUCAUCCUCCGUGCAGCGUGGUCCGGAACCACGUGUUGUGGCUGGGAAGGUGUGAACUGCGACGGCGUAAGUGGACGCGUCACGGCGCUGCGGCUCCCCGGGCGCGGCCUUGCAGGACCCAUUGCAGGAGCAUCCUUGGCAGGCCUGGCAUGGCUGGAGGAGCUCAACCUUGCCAACAACAGACUGAUCGGCACCAUUCCAUCGUGGAUUGGUGAGCUUGACCACCUUCGUUACUUGGAUCUCUCGGAUAAUUCAUUGAUUGGCGAGGUACCCAAGAGUUUGAUACGGUUCAAGGGCAUCGCCAUCGCUGGUCGUUCACUGGGUAAGGCUUUCACUAACAUGCCAUUGUAUGUGAAGCGUAAUAGAAGAACACUCCAACAACAACCUCAACCAAAUACGAUAUCAGGGACCAACAAUACCGUCAGAUCUGGGAGCACCAAUGUUGUUUCUGGGAAUGACAACACUGUCAUAUCUGGGAACAACAACAGUGUGUCAGGGAGUAACAACACUAUCGUAACCGGGAGUGACAAUACCGUAGUUGGAAGCAACCAUGUCGUAUCUGGGAACAAGCAUGUCAUAACUGACAACAACAAUGCCGUAUCCGGAAACGACAAUAAUGUAUCCGGGAGCUUCCAUACGGUAUCCGGGAGCCGCAAUACAGUAUCUGGGAGCAACAAUACCGUAUCUGGAAGCAACCAUGUCGUGUCUGGGAGCAACAAAGUCGUAACAGGAGAUGAAUGAUCUAUAAGCGGAUUAGUUCCAUCUUCCAUGAUGGAGCUAACGUCCGUGUCCCAGUUCAGUAUAUCUCACAAUCAGUUGGUUGGGCCAAUCAUGUUAUGUAACUUCAUGGAUCUAUAUAGUAUCAUUUUCCUACUUUCAAUGAAAUUUCCCAAAAAUGUCUUACAUACACGCUGACCCGAAUAUCAACGGGCGGCUUGCAGCUGAUGUAGACCAAGUGUAUUUUCUUAUGAACUUGGUUCGUGAAUGUCAAGAUGGGCAUAUUA